Trichoderma atroviride IMI 206040 is the source of this 1238-nucleotide messenger RNA. RefSeq lists its product as uncharacterized. Lineage: Eukaryota; Fungi; Ascomycota; Sordariomycetes; Hypocreales; Hypocreaceae. The record is from RefSeq and is a predicted model, not a curated record.
CGUUGUAAUAAGUUUGAUUCCUCAACCACCAAACGAAAACCGACAGAGAUCAAAUCUAGACUUGAAAACAGCAUCGCAUCUUCUUUUUUUGGGGACUGUGUUUCGCAAGAUUGCGCUCAACCAUUAUUAUGCCCGGGUCGCCGCGAACUCCACGACACUCUCGCAACUCAUCAGCAAUCGACAGCUUUGCGGGCUCCCCCCAAAUUCGACGGUAUUCGAGAUCCUCCACGCAAGAUGCGGCAACGUCGUUCAACCACAGCCCAAGCCAUGAUGCUCUCGAUCUCUCAGUACUAGGCGGUGGCGGAUCAGGGGCCAACGGAAUGGGGAACUUAGCUGAUGAGUUGGCGGACGCAUUUUCCGAUUCAGGGGAAGAGGGCGACUACGAUCCCGAGCCGACAGACCAGGCAGAACACACCAACGACGCAUCACGAGGCGCAACGACAAACGAUGAGGCAAGAAAGAAAGAAGCCGAUGCGGCGAGCUUGCUCUCCCCUCGCGCAAAGGGUCACCAGAGAAAAACCAGUCUAUAUGAUGGCAGUGACUAUGGCUCGGACUCAGACCUUGACAUUGCCGGCAUACCCCCCAGCUUGAUGGCCAAGAUUGACGCUGUCGAAAACCUCACCAUUCGCGGGACGGAUAACUUCGGAGGCACAGCAGACGACGUACUGACGCGGGUAAUUCAGGAGCUGCGUGACUUGGGAUCGCAAUCCAGCGUCGAAGGCAGCGCUUCGAGACUUAUAACAGCACACUCUGCGUUGACGACGCAUCUUGCACACCAGACUCGUCAACUUCACAACCUCACCUUUCCCUUGCUAUCUCCACUAGCACCGGCUCCUGACGCUGAAACGAUUGAAACGCUUGAGCCGCUACUGGUAUCUCUGACAGAAGACAUGCCACGACCAUCGACGUCGGCGUUCAACUCUCUCACAGCGCUACAUUCCAUCACAUCGGAAUUAAUACAGUCGCUGAGUUACCUCUCGGAUACGCUGCACAUGUCCCGCCAGACAACGGCCGCGGCCAGCCGCAGACUGAAGAGCGCAAAGGAGCUCGUUGCCGAAAUCAGGAAAGAGGAUGACUUGAGAGAACAAGGGGAGGAGUGGCUGACUAGAGGAAACUGGGGCGAGCGGUUGGAGAAAAGGGAGUGUGCAAGCGUCUGCGGAGAAGUGAUUGGCGGGUUUGAAGAUGUCUGCAAUUCCUGGAGAGAGCGGCUGCUGGCCCAGGCCGAAUCCCAGGCGUAA